UCUUUAGGGGGCUGAGAGGUAAUAAGGGGACAGCAAUGGUACUUAUGCCCCCAAUACCAAAAUAGCAGAUGAGUGCUCACCAGCUACUUCCCAUGCUCCUACUGUGUUCAGCCUCGCUCAACUACUGCAGUUAUUUUGGUGGCUCUGUAUGGAUUUCUGAAUGAUCAUCUCUGGAAACUUUAGCUCAUGUAUUUGUUGAAACAUGGAACAUGGAAACCCAGUCAAAAGGUAAGAAAUAAAAGAAAAUCAUGAGGUAGUGGUGAAAUACUGGUGAUGGCCACGUAGGAUGUUACAGACAUCAGACUGAAGUACGUGGAUUAUACAUUCACCAUGAGCUGCCUGGAGAAACAGCAUGUGAGCCAAAAAGCAAGCAUGCAGCACCCUUCCAACCUGGAUAGCUUUAUGGAUGAGACGGACCGAGAGGUUAUGAACCUUACAGACCGGGCCUUUAAGAGUCUGUGCAUCGGUGAUGAGGCAAUCUACAAUGACUCAGAACUUUUACCAUCUCCAGUAGACUGUCACAAGCCACUAGCUGAAGAGAUACCAAAAAAGCCUCGAGAGAACUCUGCCUUGGAUGUUAAGAAGCAUGGAGCUCACUGGCCCAAUGGCAUGUACAACACACCAUGGCAAAUAAAUAAAAACAAAUCAAAGGUGUCAUCACUUUUUUCCGCAUUUGCAGCUAAGAAAAACAGUGACACAAAAAUGACAAACGGGGACUCAUGGGACAAAUCAGCACUGCUUAGCAUCCAAACGGAGCUAUCAGAGUUUUCUUCAGAUUAUCAAAACCACCUUAUGGAUGAACACAUUUACCAGGUCAAGAAUCAUCGUAAGCCCUCUGAGAAAGGGACUGUUAAUAAAUCAAUCCAGGAUACAUAUAACUCAUCAGGAAAAUCAUCUAAAAAUCAACACAGCAAAUCCACUAAGCUGAGAAAACUGAAUUCCAAAAACUUUUUCCUUCACAGUGAAUUCAGCCCAUUCCAGUCCUGGGGAGACUUAAAUAGGUUUGGACUGGAGAACAUGGAGAUGUUUCCAUGCAAUAGCCCAGCUGGAUUGUAUGAUUCCCCACUUUACAGAGAACUGAACAAUUCAAACAGAUUACAUGUACCACAGCCAAAUAAAAGAGAGACAAGCCAAAGCACCUCACCUCUGGAACCUCAGCAUAAAUCUAAACCAGAUUUAUCACAGUGCACAGCACAGACUUCGAAAACUGUACCUCCAGUAUCAGAAAAACAUUCUGAGCUAAAGCUCCUGAAACUGCCUGACCUUCAAAUUGAGACUCUUCAGCCACAAGUGCUGCAGACGUCCUCUGGAUCAUUUCAGAGGUGUCAGUCUGAAGGGGACCUUUAUGCUCCUUGGAGGAAAAGUCGAAGCAGGGCAAAAGGUGUUGUUCAGCCACUUGUCAGCUCACCUGGCUGCGAAAGGUUAAACACUGGAGAGGAGGGUGCAAUACAAAAUAAAAAGGAGGUUAGAACAGUGGAAGAAGCAACCUGCUUAAAUCCAACUCCAUUCAGUAUUUCACAGCUGUUGACUCCAGUCAUACCCUCCAGACAAGGUACAGGAAACUCAGAGAUACUGCAGUCUGUUCACUCGCCCGUAGCCCUUGAUUUCCCAGCACUCCAUGAGACAGAGAUUCGUCCAUCACCUGAGAUCAAACGAGAAGGAUACAAAUCCAAGGCAUCAAGUCUCUUGUUUAAUCUCAAGGACAACAGAAAACGGGUCAAGGCAACAUACAGCCCACCAAAGUUUAAAGGUUUAGAUGCAGCAGACCAAAAUAAACUAUCUCCUCUGAUUGAACAGGAUGUUACCAAAAAUGUUCUGGAGAGUCCAGAAAUCACAGAUUCUAAAACCAUAUCGACUGUUCAAAAAACCAUUAACUAUCCAAUGAGUCCUGCAACUGCAGACGUACAGAGCUCUCAAUCCAGCGGUCAUAUAAAUAGCACUUUGCCAGAUGACUUUUUGGGACUUAGUCUACUGCAAGCUGGAAAUAGAGGCUCACCUAUUAAACCUUUGAAAUCAAAAAAGAACUCUUUGGCCAAAGCUACAUAUCCAUCGUUAAAUUUGUACCGGAAAUCUAGUCCAGUAGAAUUGAACACUAAAACCAUGCCAAUGGAUGUUCCUGGUUCUCAUUCUAUAGUAAAUAAAAGUGCUGAACAGAAGUUGAGCAAAGAACAUUUGCCAGAGAAGGAUAGUAAGGAACUGCAAAGAAAAUGUCAUUUGACUAAACCUGAAAUAAACAAUGCAAACCAUGAAUAUACCCACCUGAAUGUUGGGACUGCAGACAAGGUACUGACUCAGAAAACAGAUGCUGUAGCUCUGAAGGAAAAAUAUUUUCCUACAGUUUUAAAGAAGCACAAUCCGCAACAAGACGCCCCGACAGUUUCAGGUAGUAGAAAUCAAGAAAAAUUGAAUACAGGAGGAAUAUGUAAGGCAGAAGAAAGACCUUUUAGAUAUAACGAAUGUCAAAGUAAAGAAACAAAAACUAAGCAUUUAUUUUCUGCAAGACAGAACAACUACAUCAAAAAUCAAAGAUAUGUGAAUGUAGAUGAGAAUUAUGAUGAUGGCGAUGAAUGUGAAUAUUGGCAAGAGAAUGUAAUUUCUGCAGGAAGAGAUGAGCUGAGAAAGAGGGAAUUGAAUGUAGAUGUGCAUAAAGAUAAAGUACAGGAAAAUAUGGAUGCUCCACUUAUAAAAGAAAGUGUAACAAAUGAUGCCUCUACAAAAAAUAAUUAUAACGUACCCUUGAAGAAUGACCUGGGUAUAUGCACUGAAAAAGGAGUAUCCAAAAAUGCUUUUUCUAUGAAAGGAAACACGUCAGCAAAAAUAGCACUGUUCACUUUAAAGGAACAGUCCUCAAAUACAGUCCCAGUCUCAAAGAAAAAGAACAUAGUAAAGGAUAAGUAUGAGCUAGCCACAAUGGCUUUGGAGAAAAGUAAUGCUGAGAAAGAACGGAGACAAAAGCAAAGUGAUAGGGAAAAUGGACAGGAUUUACCCAUGAAAAGAGACAAUCAAGAGAAUAUGCUAGCAUUGGGCCAGAAGGAAACAGGAAGUGUUAUACCAGACAGACGAGGUCACAAGGCCAUUUCUGAUUUUACACCAACUAGCCAAAAUGUUGGAUGCAUGUCAGACAUAGACACCAAUUAUGGUGAAUGUCAUGUGCCUGAGGUAAAAUUAGCUGAACCUUAUAAGCAGGAAGGUGCUGCAAAGCACAGCCCAAGUAGACUGAUAUAUUCAGACAGGGACAGAUCUGACAGACGUGGUCAACAAGGUGACACAAGCAAUAUCAAGUCAAUGGCUAAUGUAACUGAACUUAAAGAAACAGUGUCCACGCCUAAAAAUAUAAGCCUCGGUCAAGAAAGUUCAGUAGUCCAGGACUAUAUUGACAAUAAGCUUGUUAGUGUUGGUGAAGAUGAGUCAUCUAUUCAGAAAAAGAAGAGCUCUUACAAACCCGAGGCUCCUCCUAGACGAGAAGGAGCAAAUUCCCAAAGUGAAGACAGAGCAAUUAAUGAAAGACAAAGAAAGGAAGAUUUAGGGAGUGUUGAGAGAUCAGUGAAUCAUGACGAAUGUUUAAGCACUGAAGUGCAGAAAGCUAAUCUACCAAAGGAUAAAGGACCAGUAAUCGGCCAUGUAUCAUCACUUAUGGAAAAAUUCAACAGAGAACAAGUAGUGCCAAGUUUAAAUGUCCAAGAAUAUUUGCAUCAAGGAGAUGGUCUCAUGGUCCACCCCAGAAAUGACUUAUUAAAACAAAAAGCAAUUUCACCAAAGGAUAUAAUGGGUUUGACUGAAGGUGAAGAAAUUUUAACAGAACAUAAUCAUACAGAAAGAGAGGCAUAUUCAGACAGCAAGAAAGUACCUGACAACAAUUCAAAACUAGCCAUGGGAAAUGAAGAAAAUCUAGGUGGAGAAAUUGCUGAUAAACAGGCCAUUCAAACUGGUAAUAAAGAUGCCACAAGAAAUGAAAAGGACAAAAAAGAUGUGACUAAACCAGAGAAUGAAAGUGCUUCUGACGUUUUGAGAAAAACAGGCAACCAGACCAAAUCCAAAUGUCAUGGUGAAAGCAAGGAGUAUUUAUCUGACCAUUUUGGGAACACUGAUGAACCUGAUGAUGAAUCUGAGAGGAAACCAACCUUGAAUUUGUUAAAUGCUGAUAAUGCUCCAAUGGAUAGGAUAACCCUUUACGAUAUUCUUAAUCAAGCUGAACCUUCAUCAUUGGUAGAUGUUAAACCAUUAGAACAAAGCAAUCUACCUUCCAAACUAUCAGAGGACUCAUCCUUUUCACACAAAACAGAAGACUUACCAUCUUUGAAUAAUGGUGAAGAAAGAAAAUGUGAGAAUUUAGACACAAUGGAUUCCUGUUCCAAUAGCAACCCUGAAAGUAAACUGCAUAACUCAGACAUGGCAGUUCCUCCUCCACAAGAUGUGGAAAAAGGAGGGUGGGUGCGCUGUUUGAUAGACUCAGCUCACAAUCUAACACCAACAUGCCAGUCCAAUGCCUCUUCUCCCACACUGGGAAAACCUGCUUUAUUUAAAGUGAAAGACAACACAUUCAGUGCAUCCCCUGUUACCAAAACAGUAAGACCCAUACUCCAUAAAACUGUUGCAGGAGUUACACAGCCAUGGUCGCCUAGAGAAAGCUUAAGUGGGUCUGAACGGGGUGAAGAAGAUCCAGACAUUUUCAAGGACAUUGUAGACAUGCAAUGUUUGCCUUCCACACCUGUCCGAAUCACCCAGCCAAACCAGUCAUCAAUACAGGUUGUACCCCAUCCAUCCUCUCAAUCCACCACAGUCCGGGACAGAAAAGGACUGAUGGAUACUUCUACAGUGCUAGAAGAAGAGGAGUGGCAAUUGGCUAAAACCUUAGUUUCAGAGGGAAGAGAAAACUGUGAAAUGAGUGCAGAAGACACUGUGGAGGAGCUUGCAUUCUACACUGCACCUACAGACAGCAUAGAGGGAUCAAAGGCACCAAGUGACAGAUCUGAAUCAGCCUGUAGUGGCAUUGAAAAUCAGCUUCAGGGCAAGCCACCUGUUGUCCCUCCAAAAACAGAGAAAGCGCUGCGUCGUGCUAUGAAGCUGACCACAAAGAGGAUCCAGAAAGCAGAAGCUAAAAGUAAAUCAGAGCGUGGCCGGAGCAGUGAGAAGGGUUCCUGUCAGAAACGUGAGAGGAGGCACCAGAGUAGUGACAAAGUUCUCAGUGACAGGUCACACCAACGAGAACAUAGUAUUGACAGAGGUAGCAGCAAUCAAAGCACUGGGGAAAGCAGCAGUGAGAGGUCGCUGGCAAAGAGCCACACAAGUGAAAGACAUGCCACACAUCAUAGUAAACCAAACAGCCAUAGGAAGGAGAAAGAUACUGGAAGGAAACUACAGCAUGGAUGUCAAAGCAGUCUAAUCAAUAUGGAUGGUGAUGCAAAGAGCUGUGUGGCUGAAAAGCAAAAAGAAAAUCAAUCACAACACAAAAAUCAGUUUGAUACCCAGAAUAUAAAUGUUGACUGUGAGAGAUUGGGACGUACUAGUGAGAAAUACCUACCACAUAAGCUGUACCGCAGGGCUCAUAGUUUGGACAGAUUUUCAAGUGGCAAACAUGAGCAUAGGUUACUUAGCGCUGAAGAUCCUGUCUCUAAAACCAAUACGGAGGCGUUAAAGAAGCUUGCCACUGCACAGACAGCACCUUUGCGACGAAACAGCAUUGAACAUACUUAUGGCUCUCCAACAAAUAACAUUGUACCACAGUCUUUCCCAAUGACCCAGAGGAAGCUUCUGCAAGAUCUUGAUUCUGGACAGUACUUUGUGGUGGACAUGCCUGUGCAGGUCAAGACGAAAACCUUCUUUGAUCCAGAGACAGGAAGUUACGUCCAACUGCCGGUUCAGUCACUUGAAGGGUCUGUACCACGGGCACAAUCUGUAGAAGUUGUGAACGCACCUCCACUUAUGCUAUAUCAUGGCUUUGUUCCAGUGCCUGUCUCAUCUUUACCAUAACCGAAAUCCACUGUUAAAGCAAGCUCUGUUGUUGCCCCUGCUUACUUGAACUUAUUAAAAGCCAGUGAGAUAGAAAUGCAUGAUGACCUUUAUGAAAAGCACAAAAGAGAGCGUCAUCCCUACCCAUGAGCUGUGCGUGUAUUAAAAGAGCACUUUUGAUUAAACAUAAUCAGAAUUUGUUAAAAUAGAUGAAGAUAAAUGUAAUUACCUUAUAGACCAAUAAAUGGUCUUGGAGUUAAGUGAGUCUGAAUUCAGGCACUAGUAUUUUUGUCCUAGAUGAAUAUACAUGUUUUAUACAUGUUUUGCGCCUAGCUCUAAAAUACUCUAGUUUCCUUCUUUCCUUUGGUAUUGGCCUUUGGUAUUUUCUAAUGUAUUUUGUGAUGUUUGAUUGGGUUAUUAUGUUAUUACAAGAAUGUCUAAAAAUAGUGCUUUUCCCAGUGAUUAUUGCAAGUGUAUUUAAAAAAAAAAUAACAAUGUUCACAUUCUUUGCCAUAUUUACUGUUGCGGAUGACAAAAUGCACUGAUUAAAUAGAGAAGAGUGAAAGUAGUGGCUGUAUGUCUUAAAUGGCAUAUUUAAAGGUUAAGUUGGACAUUAAUUAUGUAUUUGGUGUAUUUAUGUAAUAUUUUGUGUAUUUUGAAAUGAUUGAUUGAUUUCAUGAGGCUGUGUUGCUGGCUUCAUAAAAUGUAAACCAUUCCAAUAAAACUCAACAAAUGUCUAA
Pangasianodon hypophthalmus (striped catfish) is the source of this 6689-nucleotide messenger RNA. RefSeq lists its product as uncharacterized. Gene Ontology annotation, cellular component: Z disc. The coding region runs from base 331 to 5970 and encodes 1879 amino acids. The transcript is spliced from 3 exons. The record is from RefSeq and is a predicted model, not a curated record. NCBI's taxonomy places the organism in Eukaryota, Metazoa, Chordata, Actinopteri, Siluriformes, Pangasiidae. Gene Ontology annotation, biological process: positive regulation of calcineurin-NFAT signaling cascade.